This is a messenger RNA of Lycium ferocissimum, 1744 nucleotides long. RefSeq names its product probable prolyl 4-hydroxylase 7. Gene Ontology annotation, molecular function: procollagen-proline 4-dioxygenase activity; iron ion binding; L-ascorbic acid binding. Gene Ontology annotation, biological process: peptidyl-proline hydroxylation to 4-hydroxy-L-proline. The transcript is spliced from 8 exons. The record is from RefSeq and is a predicted model, not a curated record. Lineage: Eukaryota; Viridiplantae; Streptophyta; Magnoliopsida; Solanales; Solanaceae. Bases 681 to 1640 code for a protein of 319 amino acids. Gene Ontology annotation, cellular component: endoplasmic reticulum.
CACAUAAUUAAAGAUACGAACUGUUUAAAUAGAAGUACAUUCGGUUUCUUUUAAGUCUAUUUUUUACAUUUCUAUCUAGUGUGCUGUUGACUAAUUGAAAAGAUCACCUUAAAUGAGGCCUAGAAAUGAAGUGUAUAAGAAUAGAUAGUUCAACCACAGUGCCGUGAACUUUUUUUCUUUCAUUUUCUUGAAGCAGAGUGAACAUAAUUUUCUGAAUUAAAUUUUACCGGUCAGUCAAAUUCAAAAAAAAUCUUCGGAAUAAUUGUUUACAGUGUUAGGUGCAACAAAUACAAUAAGAUCAAGAUGCCGAUAGUAUAUUUUUUUCUUGAAUAGAAUGGAAAAGGAGUUAUAAUAGUCAACUGAUAUUUGACUGUUUGUAAUAUAAAAGCUUCAAUUUUUCUUCCAAAAAAAUCUGAAGUCAGUGGUAGGCUUAAAUUACUUUCCUCUAUAAUUAUCUUACUUUUUAUGUUCAAUGUUGUUACCACUUUCUCCAUUUUCACAUUGUACACUAGCAGUAUAAUUAAAUUACUUACCUUAAUCGAAUAACAGAAAAGAAAAGUAAUCCACGAAAUAGUUUUCCAAAUGGAAACAAAUUUACUUCCUACAACUAGAGAAAAUCUUUCAAUUGCGAAACAAAGCACAACACUGUCCCAAAGAAGUGUAACUCUGUACAUUGUUUGAUGGAUUAUCGUCUUGUUGUUCUUCUAUUCUCCCUAUGUUUCACUGCCGUUUUUCCUCACCUCUCUCAAUCUUCUCUUCGAUCUUCCUUAUGGAGCGGCAAUGAAGAAAUAAAACCGUCGAUUUUGAAAUUGACUACUGAUUCUUGGUCAGCUUCAAUUGAUCCAAGACAGGUCACUCAAAUGUCAUGGCACCCCAGAGCUUUCAUAUAUAGGAAGUUUUUGACAAAUGAAGAGUGUGAUCAUCUCAUCUCUCUGGCUAAAGAUAACCUGGAGAAAUCCAUGGUAACUGAUAAUGAAUCAGGAGAGGCCAUUGAGAGUGAACUUCGGACAAGCUUUGGCGCAUUUCUAGACAAGGCUCAGGAUGAAGUUGUUGCUAAUGUGGAGGCCAGAAUAGCUGCCUGGACAUUUCUCCCAGAAGAGAAUGGAGAACCAAUUCAGAUAUUACGUUAUGAACGCGGGCAAAAAUACGAGCCACAUCAUGAUUUCUUUAUAGACAAGGUUAAUCAAGAGAUAGGUGGUAAUCGCGUGGCUACUGUCCUUAUGUAUUUAUCAGAUGUUGAAAAGGGUGGAGAAACAGUUUUUCCUAGAUCAGAGGUUACUCCAGCUGCAGAAUCUCAGAUAAAGGGUGAUAACUGGUCUGAUUGUGCUAAAUAUGGCUAUGCAGUAAAACCAAGGAAGGGCGACGCAUUGUUGUUUUUCAGUCUACAUCCUAAUGCAACAACUGAUCUUUUGAGUUUGCACGGAAGUUGCCCGGUGAUUGAAGGCGAGAAGUGGUCUGCAACGAAGUGGAUUCAUGUAAGGUCCUAUGACAGUAUUCCAUCAACGGAUGGGUGUGUCGAUGAGGAUCCUGACUGCUCCGGUUGGGCAGCUGCUGGUGAAUGUGAUAAAAAUCCUUCAUAUAUGUUGGGCACUGAAGAUUUUAUAGGUCAUUGUAGGAAAAGCUGUAAUGUGUGCUCAUGACAGGAAUGAGUUUUCUACAUCAGUUUACCAAUAGAGAAAAGUGCAUCCUGGAUUGCUGUGUAUGUUUGAUUACAUACUAGAAUGAACGGAAUACUUUUCCAACA